AUGCCUAUCCACGAAUUCCGCUGCGACCAGUGCGGUCAACGCCAAGCCCGUUUGAUAUACAGUUGGACUCCCGCCGACGGUUUGGAGUGCAGGGGGUGCGGUGCAAACGACCUGACGAGACUGGUGUCCGGUUUCUCCUUCCACCGGUCGUGGGGCGAUAGCCUGAACUGGAUGCCUGACAACUCAACGGCCGAUCUGGACAACCAGCACGCCGGCAGCAUUGACGCUCAUCUGGGCCGAAUGGACGAAGCAAUGGGCGGCCGGGUUACGCCCGAUUUCCACGAGCACCGGCACGAAAUUGCGCACCCAGACGACUAA
Geodia barretti is the source of this 318-nucleotide messenger RNA. The record is from the annotation of a GenBank genome assembly. NCBI's taxonomy places the organism in Eukaryota, Metazoa, Porifera, Demospongiae, Tetractinellida, Geodiidae.